Anoplophora glabripennis (Asian longhorned beetle) is the source of this 1775-nucleotide messenger RNA. RefSeq names its product equilibrative nucleoside transporter 4 (gene Ent3). The record is from RefSeq and is a predicted model, not a curated record. Gene Ontology annotation, biological process: nucleoside transmembrane transport. Gene Ontology annotation, cellular component: plasma membrane. Gene Ontology annotation, molecular function: monoamine transmembrane transporter activity; nucleoside transmembrane transporter activity. Lineage: Eukaryota; Metazoa; Arthropoda; Insecta; Coleoptera; Cerambycidae. The coding region runs from base 129 to 1775 and encodes 548 amino acids. The transcript has 8 exons.
CCCUCUUUCAAAUUUAAUAACAUGUUUUUUGACCCCUAGAAAACGAAUACGCCGAAACAUAAUCAAAGUGCAUGUGAUAAUAGUAGUAAUGAAAAGUAUUAGAAGAAAAUCCGAAUAAAACAAAGAUAAUGAGUGAAGAAGGAAACGACGCGCACGGUUAUGCCAAAUUAGGAAGAUCACGUCGUGAUACCAAUGAUUAUCACACCAGGGGCGCUUUCAUUAAUUUUUCACCCCCCAUAGACGCAUACAACGCAGUAUAUCUAGCGUUUGUGCUGGGGGGCGCGGGAUUCCUGCUACCCUACAACAGCUUUAUAAUGGCCAUGGAUUACUUCAAGGUGCGAUAUCCCGGCACGCCAGUGGUAUUCGACAUGUCCCUAGUUUACAUCGCUGUGGCCCUGGCGACCGUGCUUGGAAAUAAUUUAUUAGUUGAAACAUUUUCGCUAAAUUCCAGAAUUAAUUUUGGAUACAUAAUAUCCUUCCUCACAUUAAUGUUCGUUGUUCUCUGUGAGGUUUGGUGGGAGGCUUUUGGAUCUGCUACUUCCUACACUGUGAAUUUAGCUGCAGUAGCUGUAGUUGCCGUUGGGUGCACAGUACAACAAUCAAGUUUCUAUGGUUAUACAAGUAUGCUUCCUCCAAAAUAUACACAGGCGGUUAUGGUGGGAGAAAGUACCUCUGGAGUAUUUACUUCUAUGGUAAGAGUCCUUACAAGAUUCUUUAUUAAGGAACUGAGGGGAAGUACUAUAUAUUUCUUCACUGUAUCAGUUUCAUCAGUAACGACUUGCUUUGCAACGUAUCAUCUUAUAAGAAGAACCGAUUUUAUACAAUUUUACAUUGCAUUGUGUGAAAGAGCCAAAACUAGAAUUACCUUAGAGCCUACGGAAGAUGCUGGUUUAAUCGAAACCAACGAUUCCCAAUAUGGGGUCCUGAAAAUUCAAAACAGCCCUCCUCCUACAGGAAAUGCUCUGAGUUUUGCCAAUCCAGCGUAUGAGCCUUCCGCUCCCGUGCCGACGUAUAAAGUGGAAGACGUAGUUAUCAGGGGUAGGCAGAGUGUCAGUAACAAUGGAGUAGGCCUCAGCUCUAUCAAAAGGGGCAUCCAAGCUAGGUGGGAAGUCACAAAAGCCAUAUACCCUUACAUGAUAUCGAUAUGUUUAGUCUAUUUCGCGACAUUGUGUCUCUACCCUGGCAUAGCCUCGGAAGUGAUUAGUUGCCACCUGGGAUCUUGGAUGCCGAUCCUAAUGAUGGCUCUCUUCAACGGUGCAGACUUGCUCGGGAAGAUGCUGGCGUCUUCAGCGCGUUAUUGGACAGGAGCUCGACUCGUUCGUUGCUCUGUUGCAAGACUGAUUAUGAUACCAUUAAUGAUUAUGUGUGUAGCUCCAAGGGCCAAUCCUAUAUUCUCGGCCGAAAUUACGGCUUUCACAUUUUCUAUAUUUUUGGGAUUAACUAAUGGUGUCCUAGGGAGCGUUCCUAUGAUUCAAGCGCCUACUAAAGUGGAAGAUAGACAUAGGGAACUCACUGGUAAUAUGAUGACUUUGCUGUACAUGUUUGGGUUAGCAGCUGGAUCUUUGGUGGCAUAUUCUCUAGAAAAUAUCCUAAGUCCAGUACAAGAACAUCCAUGUGCACCUUCGACUAAUCCCCUUCAGUCCAAAAUAGAUAUUACAUCAAAUGCAACAGCUGAUAUAUUAAACAAUGCUCCGUCUACAAAUUUGAUAAAUAUAUUAUCAUCAUAUAUUAUGUCAACAGUUGUGGAACUAAAUACAACUGAUAUAAAUAAAUAA